AUGAGAGUGGCCCCACUGGUCCUAAGACUGAUGUGCUUGGCCUGGUUGUGGACCGUCAGCCACAACAGCAGCCACUUUCCAAACAAGAGGAGACACAAGGAGCAAUAUGGAGAGAACACCAAACACAAGCAUGGAGGACGGGUGGAUCUUAAGAUGAAAAAACUGGACAGCACCAAGUCUCUGCUAAUUAAAUCUGAGCAGCUGCUUCGGAUUGAAGACCAUGACUUUGCAAUGCGGCCCGGCUUUGGAAGUACGGCUAUUCCUGUUGGCAUCGAUGUCCAGGUGGAGAGCAUUGACAGCAUAUCUGAAGUGAACAUGGACUUCACCAUGACUUUGUACCUGAGGCAUUACUGGCAGGACGAUCGGCUGGCCUUCCCCUCCAGCAACAACAAGAGUCGUACCUUUGAUGCACGUCUUGUGAAGAAGAUUUGGGUUCCUGACGUGUUCUUUGUACACUCCAAGCGUUCUUUUAUCCAUGACACAACCAUGGAGAACAUUAUGCUGAGAGUUUUCCCUGAUGGCAAUAUCCUCUACAGUGUCAGGAUCACUGUGACUGCACUUUGCUCAAUGGACUUCAGUAGUUUUCCUCUGGACACACAGAAUUGCUCUCUGGAGCUAGAGAGCUAUGCUUACAAUGAGAAUGACCUAAUGCUCUACUGGAAGAACGGGAACGAUUCAUUAAGGACUGACGAGAUCGUGCUCUCUCAGUUUUUUAUUGAAGACUUCCAGCCUUCCUUUGGGCUUGCCUUCUACAGCAGUACUGGUUCGUACAAUCGUCUCUACAUAAACUUCAUUCUCAGAAGGCAUAUCUUCUUCUUCAUGCUUCAGACGUACUUUCCCACCAUGCUAAUGGUGAUGCUGUCCUGGGUGUCUUUCUGGAUAGACAGGAGGGCCGUACCUGCCCGUGUCUCUCUGGGCAUCACCACGGUUCUGACAAUGUCCACUAUCAUCACUGGUGUCUCAGCCUCUAUGCCACAGGUGUCUUACGUCAAAGCCGUAGAUAUCUACUUGUGGGCAAGCUUCCUGUUUGUCUUCCUGUCUGUCAUCGAGUACGCUGCUGUCAACUAUUUCACCACAGUGGAGGAGAUGAAGAAGCUCAAGAGGGCAAAGAUCCCCAACUCCUAUAACGCCACCCAGGCUAUGGCGUUCGAUGGCUGUUUCCAUGACAAUGACAUCGACCUGACUUCUUUUCCCGAGGUCUCCAGCACCCCAAAUACAGAGAGGAACACCCAGUCUCGAAACUCUACUGUCUCCGGACUGUCUCGAAACUCUACUGUCUCCGGACCCACAGAAGGCACCAGGCUACGCCGCAAAUACCCUUUAAAGCUAAGCCUCAGCUUCAUUAUGAGCAACAGCUACAUGAUCGACUCCUACUCCAGAGUCAUAUUUCCCAUGGCUUACCUGCUGUUCAACAUCAUUUAUUGGAGUAUGUAUGCAUAG
Messenger RNA from Perca flavescens (yellow perch), 1440 nucleotides. RefSeq names its product gamma-aminobutyric acid type A receptor subunit rho3a (gene gabrr3a). Gene Ontology annotation, molecular function: extracellular ligand-gated monoatomic ion channel activity; transmembrane signaling receptor activity. The transcript has 9 exons. NCBI's taxonomy places the organism in Eukaryota, Metazoa, Chordata, Actinopteri, Perciformes, Percidae. Gene Ontology annotation, biological process: monoatomic ion transmembrane transport. The record is from RefSeq and is a predicted model, not a curated record. Gene Ontology annotation, cellular component: membrane. The coding region runs from base 1 to 1440 and encodes 479 amino acids.